AUGAAGGAGGAGAGGAGGAAAAAGCGUGGGCCCCUCAGGCAGCCUCCCAGCAGGGAGAAGCCCUUCAGGUGCUUGGAAUGUGGGAAGAGCUUCAGGAAGAGCUCCAACCUGAUCCAACACCAGCACAUCCACACUGGGGCACGGCCCUACUCAUGUAAGGAAUGUGGGAAGAGGUUUCAGAGCAGAUCACAUCUCCUCAUUCAUGAGAAGACACACACAGGGGAGAGACCCUUCCUCUGCACUGACUGCGGGAAGGGCUUCAAGCUGAACUCCCACCUUGUCACCCACCGGCGCAUCCACACCGAGGAGAGGCCCUACAAGUGUGGGGAGUGUGGGAAGAGCUUCGACCAGAUCUGCACCUUGAUGCGACAUCAGAACAUCCACACUGGGGAACGACACUACAAGUGCUUGGAAUGUGGGAAGAGGUUUAGGGACAGCUCAGAUCUCCUCAGACAUGAGCUGAUACACACAGGGGAGAGGCCCUUCCGCUGCACCGACUGCGGGAAGGGCUUCAACCAGAACUCCACCCUUGUCAGCCACCAGCGCAUCCACACCGGGGAGAGGCCCUACAAGUGUAGGGAGUGUGAGAAGAGCUUCACCCACAGCUCCCACCUGACCAGACACCAACGGACCCACCGGUAAGGGAAGCCCUAGGAGUGCCCCGACUGCGGGAAGAGCUUCGGCUGCUGCUCCCACCCUGAAUGACCCCCUGAUGGUGAGGCAACCCCUGGAGUCCAGUGACUGUCAGUCCAUCCCUUUCCACCAGAAAGGGCCAGUCCCCUUUGCCAGGGGCAGGUUGUGCCAACAGAUCCCUUCUUGGGGGGUGUGUGGAGAUUCCUGCCUUGGCUGGGUCCCCCCAAGGUCAGUGCUGGAGGUUGAGAGCAGAGAUCUCCCCACGAGCGUUGGUCUGGGGGAGUUCCAUCCCUGUCUAAUUCUUAAUUCUUUCUUUGGUGCCAGCUUGAGUAGAAUUGCUUCAACAAUUGCUUUAGUGUAGAGCACUGUCCUAUCUUAUGCUGUACUACUGGUAGUUUUAGUGUUUCUAUUGUGUAGUAAAUAAUUCUGAUGAA
This is a messenger RNA of Myiozetetes cayanensis, 1067 nucleotides long. RefSeq names its product zinc finger protein 502-like. NCBI's taxonomy places the organism in Eukaryota, Metazoa, Chordata, Aves, Passeriformes, Tyrannidae. The record is from RefSeq and is a predicted model, not a curated record.